Molecule: messenger RNA, 576 nt
Organism: Blepharisma stoltei
Lineage: Eukaryota; Ciliophora; Heterotrichea; Heterotrichida; Blepharismidae
Source: the annotation of a GenBank genome assembly
AUGAUGCAGAGAAAGUUACCAAGACUACCUGGAGCUGAAGUAAUAAACAGUUCUGACAUAUAGAAAUUUCCCAUAGAUGGCGCUGUUUGCCCUGAAGAUUUUUUGGCUUGACCAAACCAUAUGGUACUGUCGAACCAAAAAAUUUCCCCAGUGGGCAAAUCAAGGGCAAACAGUGCCAUCUAUGGGAAAUUUCUAUAACACCUGAAGAUCUUGGAAGAGGCGAGUAUCUAUUACCUCUAUUUAAUGUUCUAAAUACUUCUUAUUCUUAGCUUUAUACUAUUUCUUAUCGAAAAUAGGUAUACACUUCAACCUCAAAAUUUUAUUUAAACUCAUAUGAAUAUAUGGAAAAUAAAGAAAGGCAUGACUCCUCCGAUAUGGGCUGCAGUUUUUGCAAUUCCUUUUGCAUUUAUUCCCUUAAGUCAAAAAUACCUUUGGACAGGCUCAGGAUCCCUCUUAAAGAAAAAUUUAUUCCAAGCAAUGUCUUCUUUUGGUGGAUGUGCAUCCCCAUUAAUUUCAUUUAUUUUGGGUUCAAAUUUAAGCUAUGGAUACCCUAUAACUGCUGAUAUUAGCAGGUAA